UUUGUGGAUAAAUCGUGUCUCUUUUUAUCAUUACCAUUUUACAAUCGCAAUUAUGAUAGCAAAGUUUAUUUUCGUGUUGUGUUUCGCUUACCUCUGUCAAUCUGCUUUCAUUGACACUUUAAACAAAUGUAAUAUAGGCAACGAAGUUUGUUGUAAGAACACAUUAGAAAAAGCUGUUAAAGAUAUAAGUAAGACAGGUCUACCAGAAUAUAACAUUCCACCUCUGGAUCCCCUACAUCUGAAAAAUGUGUCCGUUUCAAUCUUAAACGUUGUGGACCUGACGCUCGUUGAUGGAGUGGUGAAAGGUUUCAAAGAUUGCAUUUUUAAUAGGUUCAAAGUGGACAUAGAGUCAAGUCGAGCACAUUUGGACGUAACCUGUGAUAUAGUGGUGAAAGGGCGGUACAAGGCGGCGUCAUCUGGUGAUAUUGUGAGGACUUUGUUUGGAGACGAAACGGUCCGCGGUGAUGGCAAUACACGGAUUAAAAUAGAAAAAAUCCAUGUCAUAUUAGAUUUUGACUUCGCGCUGGAAAAACAUAACGGCGAGAUUUACAUAAUCGACAAAUCGGACAAGCUGAAUUAUAAAUACGAAAUCGAAGGAAGAAUGCUGUUUGCAGCGGACAAUUUGUAUUUGGGCAAUGUUGAAUCUAGUAAAUUCAUUACCGAUUUUCUGAACCAAAACUGGAGAGGAUUAUUCAGUACUUUUGGAGGCGGUAUAAUGGACAGGGCGUUGGAGAUAGUUCACUCCUUAUUAAAAAGUUUCUAUAGCAGUGUACCCACAAGAUAUUUCGUGAUUGAAGAUUUAACUCCAUAUGUUACAAACUAAUGGUACGGUAUGCAAUGACCUUAAAAUAAGGAGAACAGAAAGAAGCAAGAAUUAAGUUAUGAUAAGAUGAAUAUUGUGAGCUUAAAAAUAUUUUGAAAG
This is a messenger RNA of Amyelois transitella, 922 nucleotides long. RefSeq lists its product as uncharacterized. The record is from RefSeq and is a predicted model, not a curated record. Bases 53 to 823 code for a protein of 256 amino acids. The transcript has 6 exons. Lineage: Eukaryota; Metazoa; Arthropoda; Insecta; Lepidoptera; Pyralidae.